GGAUUUUAAUACACUUUAAUGUAUUAUUAUUUUAGAAACCAUUUCAUUCAAAUUUAAAAUAAAAAUAUUAAUAAAAGGAUUUUUUACCUCAUGAAACAUAAUUAAUGUAUCACCCUCGUAAAACUGCAUUGUAAUUCAUGAUUUCAACGCGCAACAAAUAAUUGCGUGUUAAAAUUUAUUGCUGCUUGCAUCCAGGUGUAAACGCUAUUUCUCUGUGAAACACUGAUAAAGUCUGCGCACACGCAUCGUGUACUCUCCAUCCUUCCAUCCUUGUUGAAUCGAGUAACCCUCAAGCCACAGUCGAAGCUGGAUCCGUCGCGCAUCAUUCGACUUCCCUCUCUUCACUGCACUCGGGAGAAGUCUAUUGUUUAAAUGACACUGUUAUCGCGGUUGCGAACCUGAUGACGCGAAACACUUGUCUUCCGAACAUUGUGAUUACAAUGGAGCUAGAUAGUGCAAAGGAUUUCGAUCUGCUCAUUUUGUAAGAUAACGAAAAAAUAUAUUUAUAAAUUCGCCGGCAAAAUAUGCUUUCGCUAUUUAAUUAAAACAUAUCUAAGCAAAGCAAAAUUCGUGAAUACGUUUGUCAAGAUGUACGGGAUGCUGCUGGAAAGUGUGCAAUAUUUCGUGCAGUUAGAAUUUGGCGAAGAAGUAUGGCUUUGCAUUCUAGAGAAAGCUGAAUGCAAACACAUGGUUUUUAAUACAAGACAAACAUAUCCAGAUGAGCUAAUGACGAAUUUGGCUUUGGCUCUUGCCGAAUAUACCGGUGAUUCUAUGGAUAACAUUAUGCAAUUUUUUGGAAAAUGCUUUGUUAGAUUUUUUAGUAAUUUAGGAUAUGAUUGCACUGUAAAAGCAACUGGUCGUUAUUUUUGUGACUUUUUACAAAGCGUAGAUAAUAUUCACAUGCAAAUGAGAUUCACGUAUCCAAAAAUGAAAAGUCCCUCUAUGUAUACAACGUACGUAGAUGCAGAGGGUGUUGUUUUAGUUUACAGAAGUACUCGACAAGGUUUUACCCGUUAUCUUAUGGGACAAUUAUUUCAAAUCGCGAAAGACUUAUAUAAUAUAGAACUGGAUAUUAAAGUAUUAGAAAUUUCAAAUAAUAUUCCAGGAUCUAGAAGCGUAAUGGUUAAAUUUCGUAUUAAUUUCGACAAUCGUGAAUACAUAGCGAAGAACAGCAGAAUGAAUACUUCACUAGACCUUGAAUUGCCGCCUAUAUCUUGCACAUUUUUCUUACGCCUUUUUCCGUUUGGAGUGGUAAUGAACAAGGAUAUGCGAAUACUUGGAGCUGGUGACAAAUUACUACAAACAUGGGGUGGCACUACAUCCAUUUUAAAUAGGCAUGCUACAGAAAUAUUCAAAUUGAGGAGACCGAAAGGAAUUUCGUUUACUUGGAGAAAUGUAAUAUAUUUGCAUUCAGUGAUAUUCGAAUUGGAACUUAUCAGGGCAAGUGAUCAUCGUUCUUCGAUAAAUUUAGACGAUGCACCAAGUACAAGCAGUGGUUUAGACAGACGUGGGAGUCAAGGCACAAGAAGUAUCUUAUUGAAAGGUCAAAUGAGAUACAUCGAAGAUAUUAAAGCCAUUAUAUUUCUCUGUAGUCCUUUAAUCAAUAGUUUAGAUGAACUCCUUAAUAUGGGUUUGUAUCUGAAUGAUCUGAAUCCACACGGGAUGAGCAAAGAACUGGUGUUGGCAGGAUGGCAGCAUUGCGGAAGAUUAGAAAUGAUGUUUGAGAGGGCGGAGCAAAGAUCGAUGGAACUAGAACACAGCUACGUGUUGCUGGAUCAAUGGAAAAACAAAAGUGACGAGCUUUUAUAUUCUAUGAUUCCACAGACGGUGGUAGAUCGAUUGCGAGCCGGAGCCAGUCCAUUGAGCACUUGCGAGUCAUUUGAAUCAAUAACAGUUCUUUUCUGCGAAUUGUGCGACUUUGAUUAUUCGACUAUCGAAGGGGCGAUGGACAUCGUCUUAUCAAUGAACGCCGUUUUUUCUUGUUUUGAUACGCUGAUGGAUCAGUUUAACGUGUAUAAAGUGGAAACCGUUGGUUGCGUGUAUAUGGCAGCUAGCGGAGCACCGGAUAGAAAUGAAAACCAUGCACAGAAUAUCGCCGAUGUUUCCUUACAACUCAUUGAGCGUGUUCGAUCUCUCAAAUUACCCUCCGGACUGGAUAUACGUAUCCGCAUAGGAAUUCAUUCUGGACCAGCGGUCGCCGGUGUGGUCGGCAUCAAAGUGCCGAGAUAUUGUUUUUUCGGAGACACUGUUAAUACCGCCUCCAGAAUGCAAACUACUAGUCUGCCAGGAAAGGUGCAUAUUUCUUCUAGCACCAAAGCUCUAUUAUCGAAAAGUUGUUAUCAUACCGAAUCACGUGGAGUUGUGCAUGUAAAGACAUUGUCGAACAACAAACGGAAUUUGCCUACCUCAAACGCUCAAGUGCAUUAUAAUAUUACGAAUGCUGAAGUUGCAAUAGACGAAGUGUCUUAUGUCGAUUUCGAUCCUGCGUUUUCAUUUUUGUCUAAAAAACCAAAUGUCUGCAGCAAUUGCGUGUGCGGACUUGGAAGAAAAACGAGAAUUAUUGGUGGCAAUGUGACUAGUGUUUACGACUAUCCCUGGGUAGUUAGCAUGAGUGAAAAAGGCAAGUUUUACUGUGCUGGAAGUUUAAUAACACGGAAGCACGUGCUUACUGCGGCGCACUGUUUACAAGCAUUUGAUAUUAAAACCAUCAAACUUGUUCUGAUGGAUAGCGACCGUUCCUCAAUAAGCAACAAUGCUAUAGUCCGACGUAUUAAAUCAGCAACCGUUCACGAGAAUUACAAUAGUUAUUCAUUUAACAAUGAUAUUGCAAUCAUAGAGAUGGAUGAACCCGUAUCUAUAAAUGGCAUUGUACGAACAGCAUGUUUACCAGAAGAUAAAAUGAUUGAUUACACUGGAGCAUUGGCAACCGUGGUUGGAUGGGGUCGAACGGGGGAGACCAAACCAGUAAGUGACGAAUUACGAAAAGUCAAUCUGCCGAUCUUAUCACGAGAGGAAUGCGAUCAAGCUGGAUACGCGAAAAAUCGCAUUACUGAAAAUAUGUUUUGUGCCGGCUACAUAUUACAUCCAGAAGGAGCGGAAGGAGGACGAGAUGCUUGUUUCGGUGAUAGCGGUGGUCCUUUACAUGUUAAAGGAAUUUAUGGACAACUUGAAGUAGUAGGCAUUGUUUCUUGGGGCCGUGGAUGUGGAAGACCAAAUUUCCCAGGAAUCUUUACAAAACUAACAAAUUACAUUGGAUGGCUUAAAGAUCAUUUGGACGACGAAUGCGUUUGUCCUCCACCUCAUCGACAAUAAAAUAAAUUUGUUACUUAUUUUUAUUUAACUUAUUGUUAUAAAUUGCACAAACGUAAUUAUCACAGAAAAAUAGUAAAUAUUGGAUUUUAGUUUAAUAUUUAUCCGAUCAUUAAGUUUAAUUAUUAAGUUUAAGAAAAAAAUAGAGAAUAACAGUAAAGAAUGUUCUCAUUCUUUUACAUUCAUAUUGUAGCUUCAUUAUAAAUAUGUAAUUUAUCUUAUACAACUCAAAAAAUAUUUUCAUAUUUUACAAGUUUCAUACUAGAUACUAUAUAAAUAUAUAAAUAUUAUAUC
Messenger RNA from Solenopsis invicta (red fire ant), 3603 nucleotides. RefSeq names its product soluble guanylate cyclase 89Da. Gene Ontology annotation, cellular component: guanylate cyclase complex, soluble. The record is from RefSeq and is a predicted model, not a curated record. The transcript is spliced from 18 exons. Lineage: Eukaryota; Metazoa; Arthropoda; Insecta; Hymenoptera; Formicidae. The coding region runs from base 589 to 3312 and encodes 907 amino acids. Gene Ontology annotation, biological process: cGMP biosynthetic process; nitric oxide-cGMP-mediated signaling; proteolysis. Gene Ontology annotation, molecular function: oxygen sensor activity; serine-type endopeptidase activity; heme binding.